AUGCCCCAGGAUCUGGCAAUUAUCAGGGAAAUUUAUGAGCAUGAAUAUUCCUCAGAAGAAUUUGAGCUACAGCUUGACAGAGCCCUUGAAACAAAGGCAGAGACUAUAGUUAUUGAACCAGCUCGUCUCGGGGAGGACACCGCACGAUGGAUUUCUUGCGGAAACUGCCUGCACAAAACUGCUGUCAUUUCAGGGCUCGGUUGCUUGUUGUGUGGUGGGAUGUGGCCAGAGAAAGGAAUUUUCUUUCUACCCCUGGGCUUCACAAGUGUUGUGUGCGCAGGAGUAUAUGCAAUAUCAUGGCAGUUUGAUCCCUGCUGUAAAUAUCAGGUCGAAUACGAUCUCAUGAAAGUACCGAAGCUGCCUCUACACACUCUAACAACUACAACACCUGUUGUGUUAGUACGCAGGGAUGACACUAGAAGGAAGGUUCUACAGAACAUUUUAGCUUUAGCUGCCGGUUCCUUCUGUUUUUACAAAAUAUAUAGAUGGUACUUGUAG
Molecule: messenger RNA, 498 nt
Organism: Candidula unifasciata
Lineage: Eukaryota; Metazoa; Mollusca; Gastropoda; Stylommatophora; Geomitridae
Source: the annotation of a GenBank genome assembly